CACUUAACUAGAUCUCAAGUCAUCCUAUAUAUACCACUCAUGAAAAAGAAGAUAUAGAAAGGAAAAAAGAAGAUCAAGAGACCAUCAACAAAAAGAAGAAGAAGAAGAAGAAGAAGAAGAAGAAGGAGAAGAAACAUCAUGGGAAGACCUCCAUGUUGUGAUAAGGUUGGCAUCAAGAAAGGGCCAUGGACACCAGAGGAGGACAUCAUCUUAGUGUCAUACAUCCAAGAACAUGGCCCUGGAAACUGGAGAUCAGUUCCUACAAACACUGGCUUGAUGAGAUGUAGCAAGAGUUGCAGACUCAGAUGGACUAAUUAUCUCAGGCCUGGCAUCAAGAGAGGCAACUUCACUCCUCAUGAAGAAGGCAUGAUCAUUCAUCUCCAAGCUUCACUUGGCAACAGAUGGGCAGCAAUAGCAUCAUAUCUUCCACAAAGAACAGACAAUGAUAUAAAGAACUAUUGGAACACACACUUGAAGAAGAAGAUCAACAAGUUUCAGACAGCAGUAGAGAGUUAUGUGACUUCAUCUGAUUCAAGCACAAGUACAUACCAUGAGAUGAGUAAGAUUAACCAAAGUGCUUCAACAAUAUAUGCUUCAAGUACAGAGAACAUAUCAAGGCUUUUAGAAGGAUGGAUGAGGUCCCCCCCAAAAACUUCACAACAUAAACACCAACAAGAGCAGCAAGAUCAAGAUCAAGAUCAAGGAGAGAUUAAUGUUUUGCAACCAUAUCAAGCUAUGGCUGAUCAUGAAGAGGUGGUUGAGCCAGUGAUGAGCUCUUUUGAGAUCCAUCAAGCUGAUCAGCCUUUGCUUGUUGAUCAUCAUCAAGAAGAUAUGAAACCACCUUUCUCUGUGAUUGAGAAGUGGCUUUUCGACGAGGGAGCGGUGCAGACCGAUAACCUUAUGGAGCUCACUGCUGAUUGCUGCUCACAAUCAUUGUUCUAAAUGUUUCAUAAUAUGAUGAGUCUUAGAAACUAAAGCACAAGAGUUGGUCAAAUGUAAGAUAAACAUGCAUGUUUUACUGAAAUAAAUUUGAAGUUUCAUGAGA
Messenger RNA from Dioscorea cayenensis subsp. rotundata (Guinea yam), 1045 nucleotides. Its product is annotated as transcription factor MYB60-like. The transcript is spliced from 3 exons. The record is from RefSeq and is a predicted model, not a curated record. Gene Ontology annotation, biological process: response to auxin. NCBI's taxonomy places the organism in Eukaryota, Viridiplantae, Streptophyta, Magnoliopsida, Dioscoreales, Dioscoreaceae. Bases 139 to 942 code for a protein of 267 amino acids.